AUGAGGUUCCUCAAUUCUCUUGUCAGCCUCUCCUGGCUCGUCUCGCAGGCGCUCCUCUUCGCAGACACUGCGACAGCCCACCCCACUUCCACGGAUGUUACUUUAAUUGAUGAUCCUAUUGUCAACGAGACCACGGCAUGGGCCCAGCUGGAUGAUGAUGUUGGAUACCACGGUCCGAAGAGGCGCGAUGACAAGACGCCUCUGAGGAUCAUGGCCCUGGGAGCCUCCAUUGUCUUUGGUGUCGGCUCGCCCGACCAGAACAGCUACCGCAAGGUUCUGCGCCAGCAGUUGCGCCAUGACGGCCACCCGGUCGACAUGGUCGGCACCAAGAACAGCGGUAACAUGAAAGAUAACGACGUCGAGGCUGUAUCUGGGUUCAUCGUUUCUGAGAUUCACGACCUCUCCAAGGCUUCCUAUAAGUUUAAGCCCAACAUGGUCAUCAUCAACGCUGGCACCAACGACAUUGUUCGCAGCAUUGACAAUGCGAACCAACACAUCCGCUUCCGCAACAUGAUCCGGGGCCUCUGGGACAGCAUCUCCCCUGGGACUGUUGUCAUCGCCACAACCAUCCUGCCGAUCGGUGGUGAAGCUGAUGCUAGACGUCAAGCCGUCAAUGAGAAAUAUCGUGAGGUCGUGCGGGAGCUGUACGCCCAGGGACGACCCAUCUUUCUCGCAGAGAUGGAUGGCCACAUCGCUCUGUCGGAUCUUGAUGACGGUGUCCACCCCAACGCGCAGGGUUUCAAGAAGAUGGCCGGGCCUAUCUACGCCGCCAUCGGCCGUGCGAGGUUUCAGGGCCGGCUGAUGGAACCUCUAAACGCCGGGGAUGCUCUCGAUCAAGGAGGUGUCGGCUGCCACAAGGUGCCAGGCAACGGCAUCAACGCUGGUGCUCUUACACAGGUCGGCAGCGGCUACGAUGACGGCGAGUACAUCCAUGACGCUCAGGACAUGGGCGCCGUUGCCACCAUCACUAGCGACUGGGACCGCGACCAGUGGUUCUUUGCCCGCAUCUUCCGCUCAGACCGUGAUGAUUUGCUCGGUUGGAUCAAGGACGGAGACAAGGUCCUGUACGCUGUGCGUAGAAAUGACGGCGACGGCAAAUUCACCCUAAUUGGCGACCUCAACGUGCACGAUAACUGCAUCCAGAGAGGUGUGCAGUGGGCCGACCUCAACGGCGACGGACUCGAUGACUUUGUCUGCAUCGGCUCCGACGGUGCUGUAUUUGCCAAUAUCAACAACGGCAAUGGUGGCGGCGGCACACUGCCCAUAUUUACACACAUUGGUACCUGGAAAGCCAAGGACCCUGCCUACGCCCAGGCCGACAUCCGAAUCGCCGACGUUAACGGUGACGGACGCGCCGACUUCAUCGGUCUCAGGGAUAACGGCGACGCUUGGGUGUGGCGCGACGGUGGCAUCGGCAAUAAGCCGUCCUACUUCCAGGCCAUGGGCCAGCGCUUCGAGGGUAAAGGCAUGGGCGACCUCGCCGGCACACGCUUCGAGGACCUCAACGGUGACAAUCGCGCCGACUGGCUCUGGGUUGCCGACAACGGACAGACGACGACGUACACCAACUCGCGAAGCUGCCACUGGGGCAAAGAAGGUGAUGGUCUCUACUCCGCCUGGCGGAUCGGCACCAACAAGGCUUCGGGCAAAUCUCCAACGCACACGGGCGGCAUGGCCAACGGUAUCCGGAACAGGAUUCACUUCGCCCGUGUCUACGGCAGCACGCAGGACUUUGGCCUCCUAUCACGCAAGGACCACGUCUGGAUGGAGCACAAGGAGCUGCCCAACGGGAAACACGAGUUCAACGUCAGGGUAUGGAAGAGCAAGGGUUAUGGUGCGACCAAACCAAAGGCUGACGGUAACUUUUACUGCGACAUGACGGGCAACGGGCGCGAUGACUACAUUUGGGUACUCUCCAAGGGCGAAAUGGACCUGUUCGAGAAUGCUGGCAAGGGUUUCAUCGCCAAUGGCGAAAGCUACUGGAAGCAGCCGGGACAAAAGGCCUUUUUCAAGCCGCCGAGGGAUCUCGACCGUCGCGAUAUCCAUCUGACUGACUUUGACGGCGAUGGAAGGUGUGAUAUCAUUCACGUCGACCACAACAACGGGGAUCGCGUUGAGAUUUGGAAGAACAACUACACACCCGGAGGGGGUUUCAACUGGCAGCACGUCGCCAACCCGGCCCCUGUCCUUCAUUGCUCUGAGAAGCGCGGCGUCGGUUUCCGGGAUUGGCCGAUUCGUUUUGCCGAUAUUACGGGAAGCGGAAGGGUCGACUACGUCUGUGUCGAGAAGGAUGGCCGUAUGUGGGGAUGGACGCAGGACAGUAACGGCGGCUGGACGCAUGUCGACCAGUUCUUCAGCGCGAAGGGUCACGACCGCGCCAACCUGCAGUUUGCGGACGUCGACGGUGACGGUAAAGCCGACAUCAUAUGGAUCGAGAAGUUUACUGGCGACAUUCCCCAAUACGGCCGUUACGGCCCAGAAAUCAUUAUGCCACCCCCGGGACAACCUAUCGAGGGUACCCCCGGCGGCGGUGGCGCUGAGCCCAUCGAAGAUGGAUGGAGAGAGAUUCAAUGCACGCAUCAAGGCAUCACGGAUGCCAGCAAGGACGCCGAGUGGCGCUGGGACCAGGUCUUGACGCCCUCCGCCUGGGCCGCCGCCCUCCGGAACUACAAGUCGGAUAAUGAGUCGAAUCCCGACUUCGCGUUCACCCGCUCCAUCAGCCACUUCUUCAACGGACCCGAAACCAUGGACUGCCACAAGCUGACGGGAAGCAACGGCUGCACGGGGGGCUCCUCCUUGCAGUGUCACGACAACAACGCCCCCGCGGGCUACUUCAUCCUUAACUCGUUCCGGAACAUUGACGCCAUCCUGUGGAACACGUACGAGGCACUGCAGGACUUGUACAAUGACGCCGAGGCCUCGAUCGACCCGUUUGGCAAGACCUUCUCCCCAGUCAAGGACAGCGAUCUGAGCGUGGCCAUUCUCAUCGACAUCCUCACCCUCGGCUACGGCGCCGUCAUGGCCCCAACGUGGAACAAAGCACUCCGCAACGUGCCCUGGGCAAAGAACAACGCCGACGACUACGGCACCUCCAAGGAUUUCACCAACGAUAUGGUCAAGGGUAGGGCUACCCUGACUAAGGACCUCAUAGGCAAGGUCGUGACUAGCCCGAACUCGGCCCUCACAGCGAACUUGAAGCUGGUCAUCAGCGCGUGGCAGACGGCCCUUGACAAGUUUGCGACGAAGAUCUUUAGCGGUGAGGGCGACAGGCUGUCCAAGAUGAUUGCCAACGGCAAGAUGAUAUCCUCGGUGACCGUCGUUCCUUCGACCAAGGAGCUGCGGGCAGACAUUGACAAGGCCUUGUAUGCCACGCUGAUCCCCCUGGGCUGGAAGAUCUCCAACCGGGAUCUGAACCCAUUCAUUGUCGAUUCGAAACGCAGUUGCGAUGCCGCAGACAACGACGAGUGGAUCAAGCUGCGUAUUACUGAUGGCGCCAUCAAGUCCGAAAAGGUCUGCAUUGACAACCGCGCUUACUUCCUCCUCGCGGCCGAAAACCCCAAGAGAGAGUGUUACGACGACAAGUACGGCAUUGGUUGUUCUAAGUUUGACGGACUGCCCGGCACAAGCGACCUGGGGACCCCUAUGGGGCGACGUUACGAGGGACGACAUGGUCAGGGGGUACGCAACUCCAUCAACACCUUCAAGGCCCACGGCAACAAGAACCAGGAGAACCCUCGGGUGCCCGGAAUCCUAGACGAUGAACAGAUUGACGCCAUGGCGGAAGUCAACAUCCGGGCGCCGUACGUCUUCAACUUCCCCAUCUGCGACGUUAACACAUCGUUCAGGGGAUACUAUGAGGGUGGUCUCGCUGGCCACAUCAAGAAGAGCUACUUCCCAUGCAAUCUCAACUACGAUAUUUAA
Messenger RNA from Colletotrichum gloeosporioides, 3921 nucleotides. RefSeq lists its product as uncharacterized. NCBI's taxonomy places the organism in Eukaryota, Fungi, Ascomycota, Sordariomycetes, Glomerellales, Glomerellaceae. The record is from RefSeq and is a predicted model, not a curated record. Gene Ontology annotation, molecular function: phosphatidylcholine lysophospholipase A1 activity. The transcript has 6 exons. Bases 1 to 3921 code for a protein of 1306 amino acids.